Molecule: messenger RNA, 990 nt
Organism: Thamnophis sirtalis
Lineage: Eukaryota; Metazoa; Chordata; Lepidosauria; Squamata; Natricidae
Source: RefSeq, a predicted model, not a curated record
AUGUCGAUUGCACACACGGCUGGCAAUUACAUGCUCUCUGAUGCGCUGCUUCCAGACCCAAACAGGUCCAGGGCAAAAGGGCUUCACUUGGAGCUGCCAUGCGAUCGCAUCAUGAAGUUUGUUACGGUGGGCCUGCCGCUCUUCCUGGUCUCUCUCAUGUUUGCCCAGGAAUUUUCCACCGGAUCCCAAAUCAGUUGCUACCCUCCUAGCAACUUCACAGCAGAGCAGUCUCAUUUUGUUGAUGCCGUAUGUUGGGAUUCCUUGCUUCACUAUAAUUCUGAACCUGCAGGAGAUGCUGCAUCCAAUUCCCUCUGGGUCUUCAAGGUAUUGGGGGCUCGCAGUGAGAGAUACUUUGAGUUCCCUCUUCUGGAGAGGUACCUGACUUGCAAGCAACGUUCCCAUUACUUCAUCAUCAUUUACGUAUUGAGGAAUCUCUUCCUCCUCUUUCUUCUGGCUCUCAGCUGCCUCUACUUGGGAUACUGUCAUUUGCAGGUCUUCUUCCACGAUAAAUUCAGGUGUUCAAUCAAGGCAGGGCUUCUAGAAGAAUCUGAUGUUCCAGACUGGAUUCCUUGCAAGCUGGUUUUCUUCUCCGUUUUCCAAAUUACCAGCAUCUGUCUUGGGUCUGUAUACGUCCUUCUGGGCCCAGUUGUCCUCUACCAUCUGCUCCAGCUGUGUCAGUGGGACAAGCGGCUUCUGUCCAUUUAUGAAAUGCUGCCGGCGUUUGAUCUCCUCAGCAAGAAAAUGCUGACUUGCCCAUUUAAUGAUCUCAACAUCAUCUUGCUCUUCCUGCGGGCCAACAUCUCGGAGGUCAAAUCUUUCAGUAGGCUGAGUGUACUGAGUACUCUCAAGGAUAUUUCACCCAACAAAGAAAACAUAGACACAGUUGUAGAUUUUAUGACACUCUUUGCUGGCCUUCAGCUAGCAAAGCCAAAGCCUAAUUCCAAUGCCAACGAGAAUUUGCUCCAUCUUGAGAAUGAAGCUGGUAAGUAA